AUGAUGCCGAGCGCGACCAACAGGAAUGGGGAGCCGUUCUCGCCGGCCAAGGUUCACCCGCUCCUGUCUCCACAUCGGCCGCGGGACAAGUCCUCCGCCGUUAACGCCGCGGAUGCAUCAUCAAUAUAUCUCACGCAUCCUGCUCCUUCUCCACAGCCUCUGCAGACGAGCGUGCACUGGCCUCGAGGCUCCGAAGAUAAUGCCUCGUCGGUAGCAACGACAGAACUAGUCGGUGCGCCCGCAGCCUCCGACUCGAUACCAUCCUUUGCGACACCGGACGAGUCUCUUCGGAACCAACAUUCGGCUGUUGUCAGCAACUCGUCGUCGAUCGAGAACCUCACAGUCCUGCCCCAGCUGCCGUCUUUCGGUGAGCACCGCAUCCGGAAACAUCGCAAAAACGCAGCUUCCUUUGACUCGGCCACACCCCGCCAGACCAUCCUCAAGGCCUUGCAAUCACGACCGCCAACGUCGCAGUCGAUCGACUCCGUAGUCAUGGACGAAAGCCAAGGCGCUACAGAGGGCAAGACCCAGCGAUCAAAGAGCAUCACCCACAAGGCGCUUGCCGAUGCGCUCUCAGAGCUCAACUUGGCUUCAGGGGACCUCGCCGUGAGCAAGAUGGCCGCGCUUGCGUCGCCAUGCUUCUUCCACAAGAAAUUCGACAAGGCCGUCAACCUCGAGAAAGUGCUGGAGGAAAUUGCAGACGACGAUUCCAUAUCGCACUCGAGGCUCAUGCAGACGGCCUUCAGCGUGCGCGAGGUAUCUAAGCAACUUCAGCGUCGACCGAUCAAGAUGACGGUGCGCAAUGUCAUGAUUGUUACCAAAGCCCGCGACAACGCCUUGGUACAUCUCACACGAGAGUUGGCAGAGUGGCUGCUUACCACUCCGCGAUACGGGUCAGAUGCAGGCAUAAACGUUUACGUAGACCACAAGCUCCAAAGAUCGAAGCGCUUCGACGCCGCUUCCCUGGUAGCCAAAGACAAGCGUUUCGAGAGCUCUCUUCGCUACUGGGCUCCGGAUCUUUGCUGGGAAACGCCGGAGAAGUUUGACCUUGUCCUUACGCUCGGUGGCGACGGCACAGUUCUGUUCACAUCGUGGCUGUUCCAGCGCAUCGUCCCGCCGAUCCUCUCCUUUUCCCUCGGCAGUCUCGGGUUCUUGACAAACUUCCAGUUUGAGCAGUACAAGGAGGCCCUCAGCAAAAUCAUGGGCGACGCUGGCAUGCGCGUAAACCUGCGUAUGCGCUUCACCUGCACGGUCUACCGGUACCAGAAGAACGCUGCGCCUGGCUCACCUCAGCACAUCGAGGCUGAGCAGUUUGAGGUCCUCAACGAGCUCGUCAUUGACCGCGGUCCAUCACCCUACGUAUCCAACCUUGAGCUCUAUGGCGACAACAACCUCCUUACCGUCGUACAAGCAGAUGGCUGCAUCUUCUCCACCCCCACCGGUUCAACAGCCUACUCGCUCUCCGCUGGAGGCUCGCUCGUCCACCCUGACAUCCCAGCCAUUCUCCUGACCCCGAUCUGCCCGCACACACUCUCUUUCCGCCCCAUGCUGCUCAAUGACAGCAUGCUCCUCCGCAUCGCCGUACCCCUCAAAUCUCGCGCAACCGCCUACUGCGCCUUCGACGGCAAGGGCCGCGUCGAGCUUCGCCAGGGCGAUCACGUCACAAUCGCUGCCUCGCAGUACCCUUUCCCUACCGUCCUAUCGCAACCUACCGAGUGGUUCGACAGCAUCAGCCGCACGCUGCGCUGGAACAAUCGCGGUGCUACACAGAAGGCUUGGGACGGCGACGAAGACGAAGAAGAUGGCGAAGAGGCGGAAGCCGCCUUCGAUAUUGACAUUGAUGAUGACGUUGAUCGCGAUAGUGGCUAUUCAGCAGAAGGCUCGACUGCUGAUGGCCGUGGCAGUCCGAUGAGGAAGGGCAUUGUACUGCCGUUUUUGUGA
This is a messenger RNA of Ascochyta rabiei, 1941 nucleotides long. Its product is annotated as NAD(+) kinase. Lineage: Eukaryota; Fungi; Ascomycota; Dothideomycetes; Pleosporales; Didymellaceae. The transcript has a single exon. The record is from RefSeq and is a predicted model, not a curated record. Gene Ontology annotation, biological process: NADP+ biosynthetic process; NAD+ metabolic process. Bases 1 to 1941 code for a protein of 646 amino acids. Gene Ontology annotation, molecular function: NAD+ kinase activity.